AUGAAAGUUAGAUGUGUAAUUUUAUCUAUUAUUGAUUUGAGGUUAACACAAAAAUGUAAAUACAAUAUGUGGCACACAGUCAAGGUUAUGAAAAAUCGAUGUAUAAAUGUUUGCAUUGAAGACACACCAAUUAAGAAGAAGGCUAAGCGUGCCGACGUCAGGGUCGGUGCGGCGGCGGGCGGCGGCGAAGUCGCGGGCCGAGGGGGAGCAAAUCGCACAACAACGUCGUCAGAAACGUCGGGCAGAGAAAAUUGAACAACAGAGGAAGGCUCGCGAAGAGCUGGCGUCGUACGAGCCAUGGGGCCGGCCGGGCGGUGGCGCGCCCAAUCCACAAGGUUUCCGUUUCACUGACAUACGAGCGCGCGGCAUCUAUCCUGAAGACGAACUGAAGGGAAUAACGGGCUAUGAGGAGUGGCGUCGGUGGUCAUCCCCUAAACGUCGUGCUGGGAAACCGCGCGCCCCUCUCCGCCUGCGCGAGGACCCGCAGCUGUUCUUUGCAGAGCAGCUGCGCCGCGCUGUCGACAACGAUAUUCGAUACAAACAGACCGCAGACCAGAAGAAGAGAUAUAAAGAAAUUUUAGAUAACAUGGUUGACGAGAGAAAUAAAGUUAUUAGAGACGAGAUCAGACAUAACCUGGAAUAUGAACGUAAAAUGCAUACUAUGGCAGGGCCAUGGGGCAAACCAGGACCAGGAGGUCUUAUUUGGAGGAACCCUCGAAAUAUCGGUUUGAAUUUUUCGAAAUCUAUGGGAUGGACGAACAACGAAAUGUUUGACAAAUUAAAAUGUGAACACAAUGGUUACAAGAGAUCUUCGCUUACUUUGCCAUUUGUAAAGAGAGAUGAUGAUUUAAAAGACCGUUGGUCAGACGGACACAAUAAAUCAAGAAGAGAAAAAUUACCAGACAUUUCAAACCAAUCAAGUCCGAAUACCAACAUUGAUAUGAAGAAAGCCCGCGAUAGUGCGUUAAAAGAAUCAAAUGGUUCUAAUAACGGUAAUAAAAGUCAUCGGAAAGGUGUAGUUAAACGAUUGGUUAAUGGAAGGCGAGAUACGAAGUCUAUUGUCGAUCAUAUUGACAAUACUGCAAAUGGUGCAAUAGAGAAAAAGCCAACACCAGAAGGAACAAUACAGCGACUGACGGGAGGUAUAGAACUUGUACCACUACUGGCGCGAGGCAGGCGAGUCGGCGCGCGCACACUGCCAUCCAGCGAUGUGACACGACCCCCGGAGCAGACGUGUCAAUGGCGCGAAAUGCUGGACGACGAUUACUUAAGACAACUAAAACUGCAAAUGCGAGUUAAAUCUGAAAUGAAGGAAGAGAGCAGACGAGACUCUGCAGAGCGGGUGGGUCGUCACCACGCGACGUGGUCGUCUUGGUGGGGCCGGCCGGGGCACGGCGCGCCGCAGCGUGGCCGCUACGCCAGGAACAACCUCGCGCAGCUUCUCUACAUGCCGCCACUCAACAAAGAAUAUGCAUAAAUUUUUUAUUACACUUAAAGCUUGGAGUUAAC
Messenger RNA from Papilio polytes (common Mormon), 1509 nucleotides. RefSeq lists its product as uncharacterized. Lineage: Eukaryota; Metazoa; Arthropoda; Insecta; Lepidoptera; Papilionidae. The transcript is spliced from 10 exons. The record is from RefSeq and is a predicted model, not a curated record. The coding region runs from base 107 to 1477 and encodes 456 amino acids.